AAUCCAGGUCAUAUCAACGAGUGCCCUAAGGCCCUCAAUGUAAGUCACUUUGGCCAAAAGCGUCUGCAAAAUGAAUGUAAUGCCCUAAUCUGAGCAACCAAAGUGCCCCCCCAGGGUGGAGCUCUGCACACACAACUGCGUCACACGGGGCAAUAAUAUCCUUCUAAUAUAUCGUGUAGUUAUAUAUAAGGACAUUGUGCACGGUAGGGUGAAUAGGUCCACGUUAUAUACCGACUUACACCCAAAUGCACAUCAAUAGCUGUAUUUUUCUGAUCUAAAAUCACUUGUGUUACAUUCAUUUCCUCAAGACCCGUGCAAAUAUUCAAAUAAUUGUGAGAAAUUCUUAUCACAAUGUCCCAGAGUGCAAAGCGGUGUCAUCCAAAACCGGUCCGAAAGGAACUGAUUAAAAAACAUAGUAACCAACAGAUCAUUCUCUACUGACACAUCAACAACUCGUUUUAGCUCCACAUCUCCGACAGAAUGGAUUUGUUCGGCUGUGGGAAGGUGACACGAGUGCAUCAUGGUAUUUUUUUUCUGAGCGGAAAACAAUUUAAUCCUUCAAUAAGUAUCCAUACCAAAAACCCUUUGCUGUAUGUUUUGCACAUCUUUUGCCGUGGCUGCUUACGUUUUGCAUAACACUGUCACGUGAUCUUGACCUUUACAGUGAUCGUUUUGGGACCUGAAGGCGACGCCACAACUGACUACAACUGACUGGCGGAGAUUCUUCCCGUCCUCGCCUCUCACUCGACUGAGAAAUGGCUCGUGGUGACGAGACAGUCUGUUAAAGACCACACUGAGGGUCUGCGCAGCAGCUGAUUGGGUCCUGCCCGGUGCCCUGUAAUCAGGCUGAAUGAUGGAAGACUCAUCAAAAACCGCCCACCGCAGUCAUUGUCUGACAGGCCCACUUGAGCCACUGGGUCUCCCCGAGCACACUGAUUCAAAGUCGUCCGCAUGUCACCGGCCCGCUGAUGGACUACUCUGCUACGUGACAGACAUCAGGCAAACUCCAAAACCAGACCCCCCCUUUGUCUGAGGGGUGAGGGAGGGGGGGUUUGAUGAGUGGGAGGAGGAGAGGAGGCGAGGAAGGGGGAGAUGAUGCAUCCUGAAUGUCUGGGAUCGGUGUGUGUGUUAGUGUGUGUGUGUGUGUGUGCGUGUGUGUGUGUGUGUUAUGGGCAGCGAGGGUAUAUAAGGUGGAGCCCACCUGCUCAACGCCAACGACCGCAGACCUCCGCCAGCUAACCUCAGCCUGUUACCAAAGUUCAGGUGCCUUGAGUGACUCCACAGCAUGCUGCCUGAUGUCCGACACUGCGUCCUGACGAGCCGCUGGCUGCCCGCAGCCCUGGCGCUGCUCCUCCUCCUCUCCUCCAGCCUCAGCAGCGCUCACAGCACCAGGGUGGAGCACGACUUCCACAUCGUUCACAAUGUCGACAAUAGAAGUCCAGAGAUAGAUCCAUUCUGGUACGUGGGGCGUGGGGUGAGACCCAUCGGGCGCUUCGGGAAGAGGCACAGCAGCGCGGGUGCUCUGGGCAGCGGGGGGAUGCAACCUGUCGCCAGGACGCUGGAGCUGCUCCUCAACAGCCUAAGAAACAAAGAGAACCUGGAGAAAGUGCUGGAUGGAGAAGACAGGGAUUGGUUACCAUGACGGUGUGUCCUCUCCCUGUCACCCACAAACCCUGAGUGUCUUGAUUUUGUAUGUUGAUGAAGGUAAUUUACUCUUUUGCGCAAGCGCCUGACUGUACGUAUUUCUCUCUGGUGUCUGUUCUGAGGCAUUGGUUGACAUGACCCUUGAUGAAAUAACUCCUUCAAAUGUAUCUGUACAUAAAAAAAUGUAUUCUAUAUUGAUUAAUAAAUAAGGGUGUUGCGAUUAAA
Scophthalmus maximus (turbot) is the source of this 1869-nucleotide messenger RNA. It is a transcript of the gene prlh2, whose product is annotated as prolactin releasing hormone 2. NCBI's taxonomy places the organism in Eukaryota, Metazoa, Chordata, Actinopteri, Pleuronectiformes, Scophthalmidae. The transcript is spliced from 4 exons. Bases 1286 to 1642 code for a protein of 118 amino acids. The record is from RefSeq and is a predicted model, not a curated record. Gene Ontology annotation, molecular function: hormone activity.